Molecule: messenger RNA, 816 nt
Organism: Naegleria gruberi
Lineage: Eukaryota; Heterolobosea; Eutetramitea; Acrasida; Naegleriidae
Exons: 1
Coding region: 1-816 (271 amino acids)
Biological process (GO): protein homooligomerization
Source: RefSeq, a predicted model, not a curated record
AUGAGCACAUCAACUAGGAACGACAGAGGAUGUCCAGAACAAAUAGGAAAAUCCUCUUCAAGGAGUAACUAUACGGCAUCUAUUGAUGAGAUGGCAACAGCAAGUAAACCUCAUUCCUCUCCACAUCGGAGUAGCAGCGUUCCAAAACGAUCUUCUCCUUUUGUAGAGCAGCAAUUAUCAUCAUCUUCAAAUCAAAGAUCAUCUGGCAAUCAUCGGAAAUCUUCAUCGGCAAAACCAGUAACACCAUCACCAUCGGAAGAUCACCAAUUAACCUACGAGGAAGCAGUUAAAAAAUUAGAUGAAUUAUCGCCCAAAUCUAAAGGAAUACUCAAAUCAAUAAUGAAGACAAUGAGUCCUUCCACUAUUAAUACAAAUCAAAAUAAUAAUAAUACCAAAAAUAAUAUUGUAACUUCAACAACAACUAGGGAACAAACUAGAGAAAAACAACAACCAAAUAGAGAACCAUCAUCAUCUAGGACAAUUAAUAAUUUAAAUGAAAUUGAAAAAAUGGCAACUGUGAAUUUUGCAAAUGAACCACAAUCAUCAUCUUCUAGAGGAGUUAUAACAGGAGAAGAAAAACCAAGUUUGAGGAGGACUGUUUCAUCAAUACCCGAAGUAACAAAACCAAAGAGGACCUCAAGUAAUAGGGUAGUGACGCUUAAUGUUGGAGGUCAAAUAUUUCAAACAACGAGCAAGACACUACGAGGAUGUGAAUCACUUUUUUCAUUAGUAUUUUCGGAGAAGGAUACAGUGCUGAGAGAUGACAAUGGUCAUGUAUUUAUAGAUAGAGAUCCAAAAUAUUUUAGAUACAUGUAG